AUGUUUCGCCGACAUUGGUCUGGCCUUCCCAAAGAUGCGACCUUUCCAUCUGACCUGAAAGGCUUGGGAUACUUUGUGAACGACGACGAUGAAAUACGAUCUGUCGAGAGCCCAGAACAAUAUUUCAAAUUCUUCAUAAAUAAGAAUGAGCGGAUAAACCAGCGUCAGAGGUUCGAAUUUGACAAAGCCUUGGAAGACAUAAUUCAUCAGCGUCUCGCUGCUGAAGGACUAGAGAAGGUUGCUUUACCACUAGGAAGCACGACUUCGGAAAAGCACAUAGCUGUGUUUGCGACGCCUGACUUGCCUUCAAAAUCUCGGAUUAUUAUAUUCUUCGGCGAGCCUACCAAAGCAUUGGGCAUGCUGGCCGGCCGAGUGGCUAAUGGGCCUGGUGGCAUUAACAAAGGCUCAUUAGUUUCUGUCGUUCAAGAACUUCAAAAACAAGUCGCCUCCAAUAAAGAUUCGUCGCCGCCUGGCGUGUUCAUUGCCAAUCCUGGCCAGUUGCAUUGGUGGCCCAAGGGCCGCCGCAUGCUUACCGCGACGGAAAGCACGGCGAUCCCGUUGCCAAGCCUUGUUCAUGCUGGAAGGCGACAUAUUCCUGGGAUCAACACCGUCAUCGCACAUGAAACACCAGAAAAGCAUGUCGAGUCUGUUUUUAGUACGUUGCUCCAGGUGAUGAGCGAACGCACAAAGGUCGAUCUGAUUGCCAUUGGGCAGAGCUGCGAACUGGUGACCAAGUUCUUGGACGAUGCGACAAACUGGCACGCUUGGAAGGAUCAUCUCGAUGCUAUGCUUCUCAUGGGAACAGUCUACCCAGCAGAUUUAACCAACCAAGCGCUUCGAGACUUCAUGGCAAAGCGCGCCCGAGCGUACAUCGUUUCUACGGAGCCCCUGGAUACUCCCCUCGCGCCCCCUUCUGGAAAUGAAGAGGAACAAAUCCCAGCUUUCGGGUGUCCGUGUUACUCUUCCUCCGAGCCGUUCUAUGCUGAGAUGGUUCUCAUACGUGCUCUCAAACCGGCCCUUCAAUAUCUGGAAACUGUAGCCCUGACCCCGGGAUAUGAAAAUGACGAUAUUCUAGUAGCGGAGAAGCCUAAGCAAGAAUUUACUGACGAGGACUGGGAGAAGGUAGCUGACUCGGAAAAGCCGUUGAUUCGGGUCGUGGAUGCGGAUCUCAUGAAGCAAGAGGUGAAGAACCAGAAGCGUUGGAGAAAGUUCCUAGAGAACGGAGAAGCUUGCGACACCUCUUCGUCGUCAGACGAAGAGGUGUGA
This is a messenger RNA of Metarhizium robertsii ARSEF 23, 1266 nucleotides long. RefSeq lists its product as uncharacterized. Gene Ontology annotation, biological process: regulatory ncRNA-mediated heterochromatin formation. The record is from RefSeq and is a predicted model, not a curated record. Lineage: Eukaryota; Fungi; Ascomycota; Sordariomycetes; Hypocreales; Clavicipitaceae. The transcript has 4 exons. Gene Ontology annotation, molecular function: siRNA binding. Gene Ontology annotation, cellular component: nucleus. The coding region runs from base 1 to 1266 and encodes 421 amino acids.